UUUUUGGAUUUUUUUUUUUGCAGGUUUUUAUAAUAAGUAAAGAGAAUGAAUCCCGAUAAAUUCACUCACAAGACGAAUGAGGCUCUUGCCGGGGCUCAUGAGCUAGCAACGAGCAAUGGCCAUGCCCAAUUCACUCCCCUCCAUCUUGCGGUAGCUUUAAUAUCCGACUCCCAAGGCAUCUUUUAUCAAGCAAUCUCCAACGCCGGAGGUGAUGGUGUCGCACAAUCCGUCUAUAGGGUAUUCAAUCAAGCCUUGAAAAAGCUUCCAGCACAGUCACCUCCACCAGAUCAAGUCCCUGCUAGUUCUUCUCUUGUUAAGGCAGUCCGUCGCGCCCAAGCCGCCCAAAAGUCUCGCGGGGAUACCCAUUUGGCGGUCGAUCAAUUGAUUCUAGGCCUCCUUGAGGAUUCUCAGAUUACGGAUUUGUUGAAAGAAGCAGGGGUUACACCAGCAAAAGUGAAAUCCGAGCUUGAAAAGCUUCGAGGAAAAGAAGGGAAAAAGGUGGAGAGUGCAUCAGGGGACACUACAUUUCAAGCAUUAAAAUCAUAUGGGACUGACCUUGUUGAGCAAGCAGGGAAGCUUGAUCCUGUAAUAGGCCGAGAUGAAGAAAUUAGAAGGGUCAUUAGGAUCCUGUCUAGAAGAACUAAAAACAACCCAGUUCUAAUUGGAGAACCAGGUGUUGGUAAAACUGCUGUGGUAGAGGGUUUGGCUCAAAGAAUUGUGAGGGGAGAUGUGCCUAGUAAUCUUGCCGAUGUUCGGCUCGUUGCGUUGGAUAUGUGUGCACUGAUUGCAGGAGCGAAAUAUAGAGGAGAGUUUGAAGAAAGAUUGAAAGCGGUUUUGAAAGAAGUUGAGGAAGCUGAAGGGAAAGUGAUUCUCUUCAUUGAUGAAAUCCACUUAGUACUUGGUGCUGGUCGAACCGAGGGUUCCAUGGAUGCAGCCAACCUCUUUAAACCUAUGCUUGCUAGGGGUCAACUUAGGUGCAUUGGUGCUACUACGUUGGAAGAAUAUAGAAAGUAUGUUGAAAAAGAUGCUGCAUUUGAGAGAAGGUUUCAACAGGUUUAUGUUGCUGAGCCUAGUGUACUGGACACCGUUAGCAUCCUUCGAGGAUUAAAGGAAAAAUACGAGGGUCAUCAUGGUGUUAGGAUUCAAGACCGUGCUUUGGUGAUUGCAGCUCAACUGUCAAGUCGAUAUAUUACUGGACGUCAUCUUCCUGACAAAGAUGAUUUGGUUGAUGAAGCUUGUGCAAAUGUGAGAGUUCAGCUUGAUAGUCAGCCUGAAGAAAUUGAUAAUCAUGAAAGGAAAAGAAUGCAACUAGAAGUUGAGCUUCAUGCAUUGGAGAAAGAGAAGGAUAAGGCUAGCAAAGCUCGACUGGUUGAAGUCCGGAAAGAACUUGAUGAUUUAAGGGACAAGCUUCUGCCAUUGAUGAUGAAAUAUCGAAAGGAGAAAGAAAGGGUUGAUGAGAUUCGAAGAUUGAAGCAGAAGAGAGAAGAACUCAUGCUUGCUUUACAGGAGGCUGAAAGGAGAUAUGAUUUGGCAAGAGCUGCUGAUUUGAGAUAUGGGGCGAUUCAGGAAGUGGAAUCUGCACUAGCCCAGAUCCAAGGCACAGCAGAUGAGAACAUAAUGUUAACCGAAACAGUUGGACCUGAACACAUUGCCGAGGUUGUAAGCCGCUGGACUGGCAUUCCCGUCACGAGGCUUGGACAGAAUGAGAAGGAGAGGUUGAUUGUGCUUGCAGAGAGGUUGCAUCAAAGAGUGGUGGGACAAAACCAGGCCGUUGAUGCUGUUGCAGAAGCUGUUUUGAGGUCGAGAGCUGGAUUAGGAAGGCCACAACAACCAACUGGCUCAUUCCUUUUCUUGUGUCCAACUGGUGUUGGCAAGACGGAGCUUGCUAAGUCACUAGCGGAACAACUCUUUGAUGAUGAGAAUCUGCUGAUCAGGAUCGAUAUGUCUGAGUACAUGGAGCAACAUUCAGUGGCUCGACUUAUUGGGGCACCACCUGGGUAUGUUGGCCACGAGGAAGGAGGGCAGCUUACGGAGGCAGUGAGGAGGAGGCCUUACAGUAUUGUACUCUUUGAUGAAGUUGAGAAAGCACACCUCUCUGUUUUCAACACACUACUUCAAGUCUUGGAUGAUGGCCGGUUAACUGAUGGCCAGGGCCGCACUGUGGACUUCAGAAAUACCGUGAUCAUCAUGACAUCAAACCUUGGAGCAGAACAUCUUCUUUCAGGACUUAGUGGGGAAUGUACAAUGCACGUUGCUCGUGAUCGAGUCAUGCAAUAGGUAAGGCGACAUUUUAGACCAGAGUUGCUCAACAGGCUCGAUGAGAUCGCCGUUUUUGACCCUCUAUCACAUGACCAAUUGAGGAAAGUUGCUAGAUUGCAAAUGAUGGAUGUUGCAAGCCGCCUUGGUGAAAGGGGUAUUGCAUUGGCUGUAGAAGAUUCAGCAUUGGACUAUAUUCUUGCUGAGAGUUGUGAUCCAGUUUAUGGUGCAAGACCUAUUAGGAGAUGGCUUGAGAAGAAAGUUGUGACCGAGCUAUCAAGGAUGCUUGUGAAGGAAGAAAUCGAUGAGAACUCGACAGUUUACAUCGAUGCUCCGAAUGGAAGUGAGUUAGUGUAUUGGGUUGAGAAGAAUGGAGGGUUAGUCAAUGCAGAGACUGGGCAAAAAGCGGAUGUAUUGAUUCGAAUCCCGAACGGAACAAGAAGAAGUGAUGCUGCACAAGCAGUGAAGAAGAUGAAGAUUGAGAAGAUAGAUGAUGAAGAUGAAAUGGACUCUUGAACCGAUUUAUUUGCUUUUUAGUACAAUAAGUCAUGUUGAAUAUUGAAUAGUGGACGGCUGGAACGAGCACUAUUGUGAUUGUAAGUAAUUUCAUAGGGCAUUUGUUAAAAUGAAAAUUGUAUAUACAAUGAAUAAUCGAGUUGGUUUGUUUUGAAAAA
Messenger RNA from Gossypium arboreum, 2930 nucleotides. RefSeq names its product chaperone protein ClpB1-like. The record is from RefSeq and is a predicted model, not a curated record. Gene Ontology annotation, biological process: cellular response to heat. NCBI's taxonomy places the organism in Eukaryota, Viridiplantae, Streptophyta, Magnoliopsida, Malvales, Malvaceae. Gene Ontology annotation, cellular component: cytoplasm. Gene Ontology annotation, molecular function: ATP hydrolysis activity; ATP binding.